Messenger RNA from Iphiclides podalirius (scarce swallowtail), 1608 nucleotides. NCBI's taxonomy places the organism in Eukaryota, Metazoa, Arthropoda, Insecta, Lepidoptera, Papilionidae. The record is from the annotation of a GenBank genome assembly.
AUGGUUUCACUUAAUCCUAUCAGAAUAUUGAAGAAUGAGGCGGAAGAAGAAAAAGCAGAGAUCGCUCGAAUGUCUAGUUUCAUUGGAGCUAUUGCAAUUGGGGAUCUUGUUAAAAGUACUUUGGGUCCAAAAGGAAUGGACAAGAUUUUGGUAUCCAGCGGCAGAAAUGCCGGGCAGGUAGAAGUUACAAAUGAUGGUGCUACCAUAUUGAAGUCAAUUGGUAUAGACAAUCCUGCUGCUAAAAUUUUAGUUGAUAUGUCAAAAGUACAGGAUGAUGAAGUUGGUGAUGGAACAACUUCAGUGACAGUUUUAGCUGCUGAAUUGCUUAGAGAGGCUGAGAAAUUAAUUGAACAGAAACUUCAUCCUCAAACUAUAAUAGCCGGUUGGCGUAUUGCUGUGGAAGCUGCAAAGCAAGCUCUAGCAGAAUCGAGUUUUGAUCAUGAGAUAAAUUUAAAUGAAGCUGCCUUACGUUUAGACCUUGAAAAAAUUGCACGUACUACAUUAAGUUCUAAAAUUCUUUCCAACCAUAAAGAACACUUCACAAAGUUAGCUGUUGAUGCAGUUAUUCGACUGAAAGGUUCUGGAAAUCUAAAGGCUAUACAGAUCAUGAAGAUAAGUGGUGGUCUUUUAGAAGAAUCUUUCCUUGAUGAAGGUUUUCUAUUAAACAAAAAGGUCGGAAUACAUCAACCUAAAAGGAUUGAAAAUGCUAAUAUUCUGAUAGCUAAUACACCUAUGGACACUGAUAAAAUCAAAGUAUUUGGGUCAGUUAUAAAGGUUGAUUCAAUGGCCAAAAUUGCAGAGUUGGAAGUUGCUGAAAAGGAAAAGAUGAAGGACAAAGUAAAUAAAAUACUGGCCCACAAAUGCAAUGUGUUUAUCAAUAGGCAACUGAUUUACAAUUACCCGGAACAGUUGUUUGCUGACGCUGGUGUGAUGGCUAUUGAGCAUGCAGACUUUGAUGGUAUUGAGCGCCUCGCUCUAGUUACUGGUGGGGAAAUUGUUUCAACAUUUGAUACACCAGAGAAGGUUAAAUUAGGUCAUUGCAAGGUUAUUGAACAGGUUUUGAUCGGCGACGAGAGUUUGAUCAGGUUCUCUGGCGUGGAGCUUGGGUCUGCGUGUACCGUUGUGAUCCGUGGUGCCACCCAGCAAGUGAUUGACGAGGCGGAGCGUUCGCUCCACGACGCCUUGUGCGUUCUCGCCGCCACUGUUAAGGAACCGAAAGUAAUUUUCGGUGGAGGCGCCAGCGAGAUGCUUAUGGCGGAGGCGGUGUCGGGCGUAGCGAGCCGCACCGCCGGCAAGGAGGCGUUGGCGGCUGAGGCGUUCGCCGUAGCGCUACGCCGGCUGCCCUCCGCCGUAGCGGACAACGCGGGCUACGACAGCGCCGAUCUCAUCUCGCGUCUGAGGGCCCACCACGCUCAGGGAGAGACCACCAUGGGCCUUGACAUGGAGAACGGCUGCGUGGGCGACAUGUCGAAGCUGGGAAUUACCGAGUCGUACGUGGUGAAGCGUCAGAUGCUCCUGUCUGCCUCUGAGGCGGCGGAGAUGAUUCUGCGCGUUGACAACAUCCUCAAAGCGGCACCACGUCGCCGCGGACCGGAUCGCCGCCCCUGC